Molecule: messenger RNA, 5547 nt
Organism: Papilio xuthus (Asian swallowtail)
Lineage: Eukaryota; Metazoa; Arthropoda; Insecta; Lepidoptera; Papilionidae
Gene: fw
Product: CUB and Sushi multiple domains furrowed
Exons: 18
Coding region: 217-3564 (1115 amino acids)
Source: RefSeq, a predicted model, not a curated record
CGACCGCCAGUCCACUCGGCCCCGCGCGCAUGUCUGUUGCUCACCGCUUAAACCCGGAUCUCCCGCGCAUACAUCGUCUUCAAAUGGGAAACUUUUACUCUCGAAGGAAAUUAUAAAUUCAAGGAUCUUAGUGCCAGUGUACGUGCAUGUGCUUUGCAGAAUAAUAUGCAUAAGUGACGUACAAUAAUUUAUUAUCAUAAAGGGGACAAUCGUAAAAUGCUUCUAUGUGUACGUCUCAUUAUUUGGAGCGCUGCCCUCGUACCGGCUCUGGCCCAAGGCGAACGCCAUUGCGGCCACCCGGCAGUACCGCCGAACGCACGGGUAACAUUACCCAAUGACACAGCUAUCACUCCUGGAACUGUUGCUACCUACGAAUGUGACGAUGGUUACGAGCUGUUUGGAGCUCACCAGAGGGAGUGCACAUUGAGAGGCGAUUGGACUGCUGAACCGCCAUUUUGUGGUACGAACGUCGCCUUCAGAAAACCAGCAAACCAAUCGACAACCGUCCGUGGAGGUGCGGCGGCCAACGGCAACGAUGGUGAGAAGACUACAGAACAUGACGGCAAGAGAUGCACGGAGACGCAGCGCGAGGCCUCGCCAUGGUGGCAAGUCGACCUGCUUCGUCAUUACGCUGUCAAAGUGGUCAGAGUCACAACCAGAGGAUGUUGUGGUCAUCAGCCACUUCAGGACCUAGAAAUACGUGUAGGCAACAGCAGUACAGAUCUUCAAAGGAACCCACUCUGCGCCUGGUUCCCAGGAACAAUAGAUGAAGGAGUGACAAAAACUUUCACAUGUGCCCGACCACUAAUCGGCCAACAUGUGUUUCUACAACUAGUCGGAGUCGAAGGUUCUCUGUCUCUCUGCGAAGUCGAAGUCUUUACAACAGAAGAAUUUUCCAACGAUCGAUGUGCACCGGCUGGUGCUUCCGCUGACAUAGAACUUGCAGCUUUUUCACGAAACUGCUACGAGUUCAACGUAGCCAAAGGAGCCUCCUUCGACGAUGCACGCAAGCAGUGCCAAUCGCACGGCGGUGACCUCAUACAUGGCUUUCAGGGAGCAACCUCUAGUUACUUAAUACAAGAACUGGAACGACGCAAGGCACAGCUGAAGACGCAACUAGUCUGGAUAGGAGCUCAGAAGGAACCUGGUCUCACUUCGAGAACAUGGAGAUGGGUUGAUGGUGAAUUGGUUUCGAAACCGACUUGGGGCAAAGACCAGCCGAACAACUACAAUGGUGAACAGAACUGCGUGGUGCUGGACGGUGGCCGGGCGUGGCUGUGGAACGACGUCGGUUGUAACCUCGACUAUCUCCACUGGAUCUGCCAGUACCUGCCGCCAUCUUGUGGCAGUCCAGACAAACUGUUGAAUACAACAAUUGAAGGAAACAGCUACCUGGUGGGAGCAUCUAUAGCCUACAGAUGUCCUGAAGGUCACAUGUUGCUCGGAGACAAAACUAGAGAGUGCAAAGAAGACGGCUUCUGGUCCGGUACAGCGCCGAGUUGUAAAUAUGUCGACUGUGGCGGUCUUACCCCGAUCCAAGAUGGUGACGUGUCUUUAAUUGACGGACGCACUACACACGGCGCGAGGGCGACGUACACUUGCAAAGAGAACCACACACUCGUCGGUGAGCCGUCGAGGGAAUGUAGCGAUGAGGGUGUAUGGAGUGGGCAAGCGCCCAAAUGUCUGUUCGACUGGUGCCCUGAACCGCCGCCGGUGGCUGGCGCGACUGUAGCAGUUAGUGGGCACAAAGCCGGCUCUUUGGCAACCUACACUUGCCAAAAUGGAUUCAUACUGUUUGGUACACCUAGUGUAACUUGUAAGCUUGGCGGUAUUUGGGCUGGUACACCACCUUCCUGCAAGUAUGUAGACUGCGGAACACCUGCUCAAUUGUACAAGGGUUCCUUUAGACUGCUAAACGGCACAACGACAUAUGGCUCUAUAGCGCAGUUUAAUUGUGAAGCCGACUACUGGUUAUCAGGAACUGAGUACCUUACAUGCAACAGGGAUGGAAAAUGGUCCCAUGACAUACCAACAUGUGAUCUGAUUACCUGCGCUGAUCCAGAAGUCCCCGCGGGGGGUUACAUGGAAGCUUACGACUACAACGUACAUUCGAGUAUCGAUUUCCAUUGCGAGCAUGGUCACAAGCUGGUUGGUGAAUCAAGUUUGUUUUGCCAACAAGACGGCGAAUGGUCCGGGGAAUCCCCGAAAUGCGAGUAUGUGGAUUGUGGAAAGCUACCACCACUGCCAUAUGGAUCUGCGGAGCUACUGAACGGCACCACACAUUUAGGCAGCAUUAUACAGUACUCGUGUACUACUAACUACCGUCUAGUAGGGCCCGUGCGAAGAAUCUGCACAGAAGAUCAUCAGUGGAGUGACUCAUCGCCCAGAUGUGAAGAAAUCCGUUGUCCAGAGCCAGUAGUAGCAGAGAACAGCAUAGUAUCUGUGACAGGCAAUGACCGCAUGCAUGGACGUACACUCAUCCGCACAGUAGGUACCACCAAUGCAGGCAAUACGUACCGUAUUGGUGCGCUCGUCAAAUACCGUUGCGAAAGAGGAUACAAAGUCAUCGGCGAAAGCCUGUCUACCUGCGAGGAUAAUGGUCAAUGGAGUGGGGUCACACCUCGUUGUCAAUAUGUGGACUGUGGCAAUCCUGGCAGACUGCAGAAUGGUAUAGUGACACUGGCGACCAAUGCCACAUAUUACGGGGCUGCAGCUCUAUACGAAUGCGAUGAACAUUGGCAGCUUGAUGGUGUUUCGAGACGAUUGUGCCAAGACAACGGAACGUGGAGUUCCGAACCACCAAUAUGCAAAGAAAUAACGUGCACAGACCCAUCGAUCCAGAUUAAAGGCAGCAUCGGACUUGUUGUGGUUACAUCCUCGCUCAGUAUUGGCAGCGAGGCUCACUAUCGCUGCGAGCGAGGCUAUAGCCUCCGCGGUAACCAGACCAGGAUGUGCAUGCCAAGAGGAGUGUGGAAUGGAUCACCACCAGUCUGUAUACCAAUUGACUGCAAGUCACCGGGAACGAUUGACAAUGGUCGCAUCAUAAUAUCGAACAGUUCGACCCUAUUCGGCAGUUCUAUCGAAUACCACUGCAUGCCGCAGUAUCAACGUGUAGGGCCAUUCCUACGGAAGUGCUUGGACGACGGCAAGUGGUCGGGCGAUGAGCCCAGCUGUGAACUAGCGACCAACGAGGCGGCGGAUAGCGGCGCUCUACCGCUGAGCGUAGGCGUCGGCUGCGGCAUCGUACUGUUUUUACUUAUGCUGCUCGCUCUUAUUUAUUUACGACUUCGAAAAGCAAUGCCGGUGAAGAAUACAGAGAAUAUCGAAGGUGCGGAGAGAAAAGAAGACCAAAACGCGGCGGUAAUGAGCUAUGCUACUCUUCAUGACACGAACGGACGACACAUCUACGAUCACGUGACGGACAAUGUAUACGAUUCGCCGUAUAGCGAGCGAGUAGCUGAUAACAUCGCUUACGGCCGCCGCAGCGACACUGAUUCCGCGUACGAACCCGAACCCACGGGACCCAAUGCAGUGGUCACGAUAAACGGAGUCGCGGUGCGUUAAUACAUACAUAAUACCCGGUACAAAUAACACAUAAAACUUUGCCAAGUAGUGUAAUUGUAAGAAAAAUGAUGUCCGACUCGAAGGACCUUUUCACUUGUGUCGAAAUUUUAAGUGAUUAGAUGCAUAAUAGAAUAUUUAAAUAAUUAAAUGGCGAUUAUAUUUCUGAUAAAUUAUUUAACACAAUUAUUUUUAAAUCAUCUUUUAGGGCUUUCCGUUUAUUUCGUUCUGUUCAAACAAUUUAAAGUACCAAUAAUGUGAUAAACGAAAAUGUUGAAUGAAUUUUAAUAUUGUUAUUUAUUAUGAGAAAUAUUUACUGGCAGGUGUCGAUGAUUGUAAAAUAUAAAGUUUUGGUAAUCACCAACCCUUACUAGGUAUUUAACCAAAGAUGUAAAUGAGUUGGAAUUGUGUGAAGUAAAAUAAUAAAUAAUAUUUAUAUAUUAGUUUAUGAUUGUAACUAUAUUGUUUAGUGAUUUAAAAAAAUUGGAAUGAUAAAUUCGGAUUUUUCAGAUAAAGUAAAAAUUAAAAUUUAAGUUUUGUUUUUUUUGCCUUGAUUACACUUAUUGCCUUUAUAAUGUAUAAGUAUAAAAUAUUUACUAUAAUCAAUAUAUUAUAUUAAUAGUGCAGCGAUAAAUAUUGUAAAUUAAAUUUGAAUUUAUUUCAUACUAUUAAAAUUAAUAAGAGGAAAAUAUACCAACAUAAAGUAAUAGUGCUUUUUAAUAUAAUAUUUGUUAAGAAUUAAAUAUCUAUAAUUCUAAUUCUACUCUCAAAGUGACGGCAAAAUUGGCAGUUUCCCCUUUUGAAAAGAAAUUGUAAAUAAUUAGGUUAGCUUAUUAUUGGAUAAAUGGAAGAAAGGUGUUUGUUUGAAAAAUAAGAAAAUUGUUAUACGGUUUACAUACUCUGUAUUCUAUUUCGAGAUAGUUUUUAAAAGUUCAUUGUAGUAUUUGCUUACAAUAAUAAACAUAUGUAAGUACUAAAUAAGAUAUUUCUUCUAAUAAACUUCAUGCCUUUUUUUAGUUAUCCUUCUUACUGUCAGUUUCUGGAGUGAUGUUUUGAAACAUAUAGUUGUCUCUUUCUCUCCUUUGAAAAAAAGAGGCAAUAUGUGUCAAAGUUUCACUACAGUUGAAAUGCAGAUAAGCAAUUUUGUAGAUAGAUUUCAUACUAAUUUAGUAUAUAAGUUUUUGUUUUGAGUGUUAAUACAUAGUUUAAGAGCUAUACAAACUUUAACACUGUUUGAUAAGCAUCUGAAAUAUAUUUUGUUACUUUUUAUAAACUUGUACCUAUAUUAAUUUUAUUAUAAACGUUCGUUAAAUAAACGUAUACAACAUAUAUUGAAACUUUAUUACCAAUAAAUCACACAUAAUAAAUUCACUAGAGUUCUAUCGUUCCAUUAGGAUAAAUAACACGAUAGCAUUAAAAAGAUUUUACAAUAAAUAUAAAAGUUACAGACACCGUACUAUUAAAAAUGACAGAUAAUAAGUUUCAAUUCUAACUACAGAACUCCAUUGCAGUCACGCCAUGUUUUAAUACAUAUCUACAUCUCUUUCUUUCUCUUUGACAAAACAGAGACAACAAUAUAUAAUUAGAUGAAAGCCACAGUCAUAGGCUAAUAAUAUUUUUAACAGUUAACAAACAUUUCAAUGUUAUCAAAGUACCUACAAUAAUUGGACGACUAUAAAUUGUAGAUUAUAUAGACAAAAAUUACAUCCAUUACAUAAACAUUUUGGGAUACUUGUAUAGAUUUUUUUAACUAAGCUAAUAUAUAAGCAUAUUUUAUUGUAAUACACAAUUCCUUGAACACAUCUUUAUGUACAUACAUAAGUAAAAUAGAUACAAUUUCAAUUACCUAUAUUGUUUGUAUUUACGUUCAGUUUUCAGUGAAGUAACAUUUGAAUAAAACAUCGUCAUUCGUAUGAUUUUCUUUGGAAAGACAGUCAUAGGACGCACGAUAUAAGUCUAAGAUAAGUCAGAGUAUUUGGGAAAGCA